CAAAUAGUUUCAGUUUUAAGAACGCGGAAGUGUUGCCAGCAUUGCCUGAAUAUAUCUAAUUGGAAGGAUUCACUUUAAAUGUAAAUUUUCUAAAUAUCUGUCAGCAAAAGAAAAAUCCGCGAUAACUUGUGUGAUAGGCGGACACAGCUUGAGAGAAAGACAAAACUAAUUAGAGAUUAAAAAGAAAAGGCAGCUCGUUAAGAAAAUCUCUGUUGGAGACGGCAGUAAUAUUUAUACUGAGAAGUAAUGUUUAUCGCUAUUUAAAUGUGAGUGCCCUUUGAACAGACGAUACUGCGCUUUGCACUCUAUAUUGCAAACAGAGAUCGAACUAUCUACUACUCUGGCUCGGAGAUUCUUACACCGGUGACAUAACAACAAAAUUAUGAGUUACGCUUUAGGUUAUAAAAUUUAUGGUAAUACUUAUACUGAGAAUGAUAUUUUAUGUAAGCUUAUUCAGGGUGAUAGUAGAUGGAUUAAACAAUGUUUCACACAAAAUCCACAUUUGAUUCCUCAAAACAGUGUAUGUGGUCUAAGUUUCCUGUCUAUUGCUUGUCGGCUGGGUGACAUAGCUACAGUGAAAUUGCUGAUAGAAAACAAUGCUCAAUGCAAUGUAAAUGCAUCUGAUAAAAAUGGCUUUACUCCCUUACAUUAUGCUGUGCUUGGCAACCAUCUUGAGGUGAUGAGCUUAUUGCUGAACUAUGGGGCUAAUGUCAAUAUACAAAAUGGAAAAGGUCAUAGUCCACUACAUCUGGCCAUUAUUAAGAACUAUAUAAAUCUGGUUAAGCCGUUACUUGAAGCUGCAAGAAACAGUGUUGAGGUAUGCAUAAGAAACAUUGAUGACACUCAGGCAAGAAUAUUCCAGGUAUGCAUAAGAAAGACUCGAUUCAUGGGGCGAAUAUUUAUCACCCGUAAAAAAGUUGGUAAUAAUACAAACCUUCUGGAUCUCGCCUGUGAUAGUAAUAAUGUUGACAUGGUUAAGUUGUUACUGAAAUUUUGUGUGGUAAAGAUGGGUUAUGACACAGCUCUUCAUCUGGCAUGUUGUGUUGGGCACAUUAAGUCAGUAAAGUUGAUUUUACAGUCUGAACAAGACAGCAAUGUUGUAAGGAACAAUGGUUUCACAGCACUCCACAUAGCCUGCGAUAAAGGAUUUACUGAUAUAGCAGACUUGUUAAUACGAUUCAAAUCUGACAUUAAUAUGGUCAGUACCACUGGUGACACAGCUCUUCACAUAGCUUGCAGUAAAAAAUUUGUUGAUGUAGUAAAGUUGUUAGUAAAGUUUGAUGCUGAUGUCAAUAUUGUCAACAGCCAUGGUCACACGGCACUUCACAUAGCCUGCGAUGAAGAAUGUACUGAUAUAGCAAACUUUUUAAUACAGUCCAAAUCUGACAUUAAUAUGAUCAGUACCAGUGGUGACACAGCUCUUCACAUAGCUUGCAGUAAAAAAUUUGUUGAUGUAGUAAAGUUGUUAGUAAAGUUUGAUGCUGAUGUCAAUAUUGUCAACAGCCAUGGUUACACGGCACUUCACAUAGCCUGCGAUAAAGAAUGUACUGAUAUAGCAAACUUUUUAAUACAGUCCAAAUCUGACAUUAAUAUGGUCAGUGCCAGUGGUUAUACAGCACUCCACAUUGCCUGCAAUAAAGGAUUUACUGAUAUAGUAGACUUGUUAAUACAGUCUGGAGCUGACAUUAAUAAAAAGGAUAAAUAUAAUGAAACAUCCCUACAGUGUGCAGUUCUACGGUAAGUCAAGAAUAAUCCAGAAUAUUUGCAUCUGGUUCUCUUUUAUUUUUCUGUUUUGCCAAAAUUUUAAUUUUUAACAAAUCACUUAAUGCCAUCAUUCCACUAUGGGGCCUCACUCUUAAAUCUACUUCAUUAAGAAAUCAUCAUCAUCAUCAUCAUCACUACCACUUUCAUCCUUAUCAUCAUCAUUGUCACCACCAUUACCAAUCCCUGGAACAGUCACCUUCAGAAUUAUAUACUUAAGAGUAUUAACUGUUGUCACAUUGUUUCAAGUUAAAUUCCUACCAGGAAUUGUCAUUUUAAGGGGUCAAUAGAAAUUUAUUCCAGUAAAGUUAAGGGGUUAAUUCAGAAAGCUGUGCUCUACUUUUUUCCUAUUCUUGUGUCUAAGCUAGAAAUUAUGAUUAUUAUUGUUCAAAGUUCAAGUUUCACUGAAGUCACUUGCCUUUCAUUAUUUCUAGGUCAGUAAAAUAAAGUACCAGUCAAGUACUGGAAUUGAUGUAAUCAACUAACUCCUUCCCUCUAAAAUUGCUGGCCUUGUGUCAAAAUUGGAAGCCAUUGUUGUUGUUGUUUUUGAAGAUUAGCCUUCAACUUUCCUUUGGGUGGGAAGGGCAAGCAGAUUUUCUGUAGUAGUAGUAGUAGCAGCA
Octopus sinensis (East Asian common octopus) is the source of this 2381-nucleotide messenger RNA. Its product is annotated as putative ankyrin repeat protein RF_0381. The transcript is spliced from 7 exons. Gene Ontology annotation, molecular function: protein binding. The record is from RefSeq and is a predicted model, not a curated record. Lineage: Eukaryota; Metazoa; Mollusca; Cephalopoda; Octopoda; Octopodidae. Bases 383 to 1741 code for a protein of 452 amino acids.